Molecule: messenger RNA, 1892 nt
Organism: Homalodisca vitripennis (glassy-winged sharpshooter)
Lineage: Eukaryota; Metazoa; Arthropoda; Insecta; Hemiptera; Cicadellidae
Product: lysosomal acid glucosylceramidase-like
Exons: 11
Coding region: 102-1832 (576 amino acids)
Biological process (GO): glucosylceramide catabolic process
Molecular function (GO): glucosylceramidase activity
Source: RefSeq, a predicted model, not a curated record
CGGUGCUCAGAUGGGAUAGUUGAUUUUGGUUAGUAAUGGUUUAAUAUUUGUCAGUAAACGAGUAUAACAUUUUCUAUAAUGAGAUUUAGUUACCACUUAUAAUGGAGAAGAUUUGGUUUAUGUUUGUCUUCAUAUAUUUGAAGAUUGAAGUUCCAGAUGUGACGUGUCAAGACAUACCGUGUGCUGCCAGACAGAUGGAGUUUGGCUCAGUCUGUGUAUGCAACUCCACGUAUUGUGAUACGGUGGCCAGACCGCCACCCCUGGGUAGAGACCAGUACUACCAAUAUACUACCAGCCAGGAUAGUCCAGGCUUCACAAAGACUACAGGUUACUUUUCCAACGUGACUAACGGGGAAUAUGACAACAACACUGUUUUAUUUACUGUCAACGCCAAUAUCGUUCAUCAAGAAAUCAUCGGGUUUGGAGGAUCUUUUACAGAUUCUGCCGGUAUCGCAGUAAACAGCCUUUCAGAUGAGGCAAAGGAAAGGCUUAUAGAAUCGUAUUUUGGCAUAAACGGUGUGGAAUACAGCGCAGCGCGGGUCCCUAUAGGAUGUUCUGACUUCUCCACCCACUUCUACACCUACGAUGACAUUCCUGACGAUGAUCAACUGAGCCACUUCAGUCUGUCAAGCGAGGACUUCAAAUAUAAAGUGACGAUAAUUCCUCUCAUCCAGAUGGCCCAGAAUGUCAGUCAACACAACUUGAAACUUGUAGGAUGUGCUUUUACGUCUCCUUCAUGGAUGAAGACUAAUAAUGGCACGCCCUCUGGAUAUAUCCUUUCCCGAUACUUUGAUGCCUGGGCCAGAUACCAUGUGAAAUUUUUAGACGCGUACGCUGAGAAUGGAAUCAAGUUCUGGGUGUUAACUGGUGGUAAUGAAGUUACGUUUCCCUUCGUGAUUCAAGCUCCACUGGUAGUCAACAUGGUGGCGUGGCCGCAGGACCAUCGCCGGUGGCUCAAGUAUUACCUAGGUCCCCAGCUGCAGGCAUCCAACCACAGCCACAUCAAGUUCGCUUUUAUGGAUGACAUGCGAGUCUUCGCCAAGUACUGGAUGGAUCGGUUCGCCUUAGAUCCAGAGGUAUUCGAGAUGGUCGAGGGCCCGGCCCUUCACUGGUACUGGGACUGGCUGACUUCUGAUUCCCUCUUAGACGUCAUACAUGACAAGUUUCCUGACAAACACAUUCUCUAUACAGAGAGUAGCAUCAACGUCAUACUAUUUGGUGGGCAGCCUGUGGAGCUAGGGUCUUGGCAGCGAGGUACAUUCUAUAUUUACAAUAUCAUCCAGAAUAUUAACCACUGGACAAACCUUUACUUGGACUGGAAUCUGGCCCUGGACACUGCAGGAGGGCCUUUCCAGGAAUUACCCAUCGACGCGGCAAUCAUCGUCAACAAGACCAGUGGAGAGUUCUACAAGAACCCCAUGUUCUACGCGCUGGGUCACUUCUCCAAGUUCAUUCCUCCAGGCUCCAAGCGUAUUGAUGUUCAAUCCAACCAGAACAUUACUUUAGACUCCAACGAACAGCUUAGAGAUAAACUAGCUUCGUCUCGUCUAUUCCAUAACUUCGGAUCUCUUCCUGCAGGCCAGGCGAGCCAGGAAGGAUUGCCAACGGCUGGACCGUCAGCGUUGCCAACUUUCCCCCCAACACCCGAGAUUGUAUUGCCCAAGACGGUUAUCUGUCUCGCUACAGCAAACUCAGACAACAGUUCUACUGUCAUCGUCUUUAACUCGAAAGAUGAACCUGUGAAUGUCACUGUGGUGGACACUGUGGUGGGUAACAUCUCUACGACUGUGGCUGCCCAGUCCAUCAAUACUUUUGUGUACUGGCCGAAAUAAAUUCUUUGUACAGUGUACUUUUGCAUAGUCUUUGAAAUAAAUACUUAAAUAAAACAAAAA